Molecule: messenger RNA, 894 nt
Organism: Coffea eugenioides
Lineage: Eukaryota; Viridiplantae; Streptophyta; Magnoliopsida; Gentianales; Rubiaceae
Product: cysteine proteinase inhibitor-like
Exons: 3
Coding region: 81-533 (150 amino acids)
Molecular function (GO): cysteine-type endopeptidase inhibitor activity
Source: RefSeq, a predicted model, not a curated record
CGGAUUGCGCUAGAAACCCCAAAACAGCCUUAAAUUAAAACCAAGGAAUCGCCGAAAUAGUUCAAAUCAAAGCUAUAACUAUGAAGAUCAGCACUGGUACUAGUCUUCUUUGCUUUCUUUGUCUUUUCGGCGCGGUCUCUGUGAUUUCUGAAUCGUGUGAGGAAAAAGGGUUCAUAAAGAUGAAGGAGAGUGGAAGUGUUCUUGGGGGAAGCCAUGGCUACCGAGGAGAUCAGAGCAAUGGAGAAAUUGAAAGCAUUGGUCGUUUUGCUGUUCAAGAACACAACAAGAAAGAGAACGCGCUUCUUGAGUUUGGAAGGGUGAUCAAAGCCAAAGAACAGGUGGUUGCUGGUAAGUUGUAUCAUCUUACUCUGGAGGCAAUUGAUGCUGGGAAGAAACAGAUAUAUGAAGCAAAAGUUUGGGUGAAGCCGUGGAUGAACUUCAAGAAAUUGGAGGAAUUUAGGCACACUAUAGACAUCCCUUCAUUCACUACUUCGGACCUUGGUCUUAACCAAGGUCAUUUGAAAAAGCCAUAAAGUUUGAUCGAGUCCUGUGUUUCAACAGGAGCAUCGGAGAACUUGCAAACUGUUGAUGCAAAGUUUAUUUUCUUCAAUUUGGAGCCUAUAGUGUUUAAUGGUGUCAAAAUUUCUGCAACUUAUAGUUAUGUUGAUAUAUGCUGCCUAAUAUGGUUAGUUGUUGAGGGAUGAUAAUAUAGAAUAAGAUAGCUAAAAAACUUGCUACUUUUAGAAUAUGCAAUCAGUUAAAUCUGUGUUUAGCAGGAAUAUGGCACAACAUAUUUACUGUGUAUGUGUACGCAUAAUACUGUAGUAUGAGAAUGAUGUUUCUCAGUUGAUUUAAUGUAAAUCUCUUGUAUUUAAGCUGAAUAGCUUCAGUAUA